GGAACAACUCUCCUUCCGCUACACAAAAUUCCACCCCCCCCAUGUCCUCAUAAUUCUCCUACAGUCCUCCGCAGAGACCCAGUUGUACAGAUCUGGACAUUGUCUUCUCCUUCGAUCCAAUCUUGCAUGACGUUUGCCAGCCUUUUCUCCGACUUCAAUUGAUCGCGGUCGGACCUUUCCGCUGAUAGAUUUUCACACCCCCCUUUUCCGCUGACACCAGCCAGAGUGACACGGGAGAGAAAACGACCCUUCACGAAAAAAGCGACAUCCCGAGACAGGUUCUUUGUCCUCUCGGUUUCGACGCAAGAGUGCUGGUAAGCAGGGUUCUAUUCCACGGCUGAGUGACUCGAGGUUCCUCACUUCACAUCUUGAUCCACCAUCGCCCGAGGAACACCACUGGCCGCCCAUACCGCCGUUGGCCACAGACAAUCACUCCAAAUCUGUGGUUUCCAGCGUCUUCACUCUCUGGCAGAGUACUUCCCUGCCGUCUGUGGCAAAAGGAAACUCUGCUGCUUCUGCAACCGCGCGACAGACAGCCAGCGACGUCUCUGGGUAUCGAUUGACGAAGUUACCAAUCCAUGAUUAUGUGCCGGACCCGGCGACAAAGUCUUCCAGUACCACACGAUUGCCACGAUAUGUACCUAUAAUCAUUCCUGAGUUUGCACAGCCGUCAUUUACUAGAGAAGAGCACUCUGCUACCUCAGAAUCCACUAUUCGGACACUGAGAACCACUAAUUCAUCGCCAACGACUCCGACCUUGAACGGCCAUCCAUGGUGCUCGAGACAUCCGGAUGAGGCUGGCCUGCUGUCUACGGCAGAAUUACGAAAUUGCGAGGAGGAAAGGGAUUCAGUCUUCACGAUCAAGCAGGCGGAAAUGAACAACAGCCAAGUGAGCCUCGUUGCUUCGGAGGCGAGCAAUGAGGGAACAAAUGGUGUGAACCAACCAAUGGACGGAGCGGGUGCAAAUAUCGGCAUAUCUUCUUCGGUUCCUCAGCACACCUCCGCUCCGACGAACUUGUCGGGGUUGGUUUGCAAUGUGCACAGGACAACAGGUGAGGAGCCCCCGGGGCUGGUUGGCGCAACGACGACAAUCCUCGGGGACAAACUGUACGUUUUUGGGGGCAGAGUACACUCCCGAACGAAACCACAGCUGUCUUCGGACCUCUAUGAGCUCGAUCUCAUCCGGCGGCACUGGGUCAGGGUUGAUGCCCUUGGAGAUGUUCCACCCCCUCGAUAUUUUCACAGCGUCUGCCCCCUCGGAGACUCGAAGUUAGUCUGCUACGGUGGAAUGUCGCCGGCGCCACACAGCAGACCUGCACCCACUCCUCAACCGGGCAAGCCAGAAGGCCAACCCGAGGUCGUGGUCAUGUCCGAUAUCCACAUCUUCGAUGUGCCCACGCGAAAAUGGACCCUGAUCCAGGCCCCUGAAAAUCCCCAAGGGCGGUACGCUCACUGCGCGGCGAUCCUGCCAUCUUCCGCCGUGUUCACUUCUGCCAAUGCUCCGCUCUCCGCCAUCCAGCACAAUCCGCCAUCUGCCGAUCCCCAUUCAGGCACGCUCGGAGUGCAAUUGGACGGAACAGGCGGUGCGGAAAUGGUUGUCGCCGGGGGCCAAGACAGCAGUAACAGUUAUAUCGAGCAGUUUAGCGUCUUCAACCUGCGCAGCCUGAGGUGGACAGGCACGACAGCGUGGGACCGCAAAUGUGGAGCAUAUAAGAGCAUGGUCGCUCCCAUGACAGGACUGUCAGCCGAGCUGAUUGGUCGAGGGGUUCCGCUGAACGAUCCACAAGUCCAGAGAGCCAGUCCGCGCCCCGGAACGUCGAUGCUGAUAUACUCCAACUAUAAUUUUCUGGAUGUCAAGCUGGAGCUGCAGGUCCGGUUGCCGGAUGGAUCAUUGAUGGAGAAGCCCGUGACCGGGUCCGUGUCUCCGCCCGGGCUGCGGUUUCCCAACGGCGGCAUCAUCGACGGUCAUUUUGUGGUCAGCGGGACGUACUUGACUUCGUCGAAACAUGAGUAUGCGCUAUGGGCGCUGGAUCUCAAGACUCUUACCUGGGCGCGGAUUGACACGAAUGGGUCGAUUUUCUCCCAAGGGAGCUGGAACCGAGGAGUGUUGUGGAAUCGAAGGAAUACAUUUGUCAUUCUGGGGAACCGGAAGCGAAGCCUGGUCGACGAUUACAACCAUCGACGGAUCAACUUCAGUCACGUUUGUAUGGUUGAGCUGGAAGCAUUCGGCCUCUACGACAACCCCCGAAAAGUGGCCCCUACUUCGGGCUACGUUUCGGUAUCUGCUCCGAACAUUCCUCCGUCGAUGCAAUCUAGUCUGCUGGGUCAAGCAGCUGGCGGGAGACCGUACAACAGCACCGCCGAACAGCUCGGACAGGCAGCGUUGAGUCUGGCAGAGCUGUCUGACAUGGAGAUUGUGGCCCUGGGCGGAGAGAAGAUUCCGUGCAACUCGUACAUUCUGUCUCGACGUUGGGGUCCGUUCUUCAAUCAGCUGCUGGCCGAGUCUGUGUCCACUCACGAGAACGUCAGUCUAUCGGACGGGGCCACACUGAGGCCGAGUAUGCGGUCGCAGGCCAGCCGCAACUCGUCGCUGACCAUCACCCCAGCUGUGGCGAACGGGCUGGCAGUGUCCGCAGUGGGAAGUGAUGGCAUUUUGGAUCCGCAAAGAUCACUGAGUCGCUCUACAACCAGAACGCUGGUUGAGCUGCCAAACACAACGAACAUACCGCCUUCAAGUCGACCGAGAUCAUUGUACCUGCCCCACAUGGCUCCCACGAUCCACCUGUUAUUGCAUUUCCUCUAUACGUCUUCACUUCCACCUGUCGGGUCACCGUUGUGCACGCCACACACGCUCUGCUCUCUGUUGCAGAUGGCCAGACCUUAUCAGGUUGACGGACUGCUUGAGGCGACAGUCGAACGCCUGCAUGAAGUGUUGGACGGGCGAAACUCUGCCGCAGUCUUUAAUGCGGCUGCUAUGGCCGCAGGAGGCGGUCGAGGCCUUCGGGGUGCUGCCGGCAGCAACCUGGUUAACAUGGGUCGACGAGAGAGUGAAGCCACCACCAUUGGGGACGGCACCUUGGGCCUGGCGAACAAGGCUGCAGGGCUCAAACUGGCGACAAACUACGAAGAACCUAGUAAGAAGAGAGGACAUGGGAAGUCGAGCUCGAUGGAUUCAGCCUCGACGGCAACUUCGGCGUCGACGUCGACUGACAUGUCCCGGACGGACACCGAGACUUCGGGACAGGACGACAACGCCGAGCAGAAUGGGCACGAGUCCCAAGAAAUAUGGACUGGCGAUCUGAGCUCAGUCAUUGGACUUCAGAAACGCGGGUUACGCGGGUUGAUGGAAGGGCGGCGGUUGAGAGAGCGGGCAAAUACUGGAGGUACAGGCGGUGAAUAGGCUUUGGACAGGAAAUGAAAAUGACCAUAAAAGCACGUGCUGUUGGCGAUUGUCUUUCAAUAGUGGCUGGCAUGUGAUGAUGAUCU
Cladophialophora immunda is the source of this 3486-nucleotide messenger RNA. RefSeq lists its product as uncharacterized. The record is from RefSeq and is a predicted model, not a curated record. Lineage: Eukaryota; Fungi; Ascomycota; Eurotiomycetes; Chaetothyriales; Herpotrichiellaceae. Gene Ontology annotation, molecular function: protein binding. Gene Ontology annotation, biological process: cell redox homeostasis. Bases 875 to 3400 code for a protein of 841 amino acids. The transcript has 2 exons. Gene Ontology annotation, cellular component: mitochondrion; cytosol.